Theobroma umbraticum is the source of this 1648-nucleotide messenger RNA. RefSeq lists its product as uncharacterized. Gene Ontology annotation, biological process: regulation of DNA-templated transcription. Gene Ontology annotation, molecular function: double-stranded DNA binding. The record is from RefSeq and is a predicted model, not a curated record. Lineage: Eukaryota; Viridiplantae; Streptophyta; Magnoliopsida; Malvales; Malvaceae.
UCCCUCGUUAGCUUAGUUCCAAUCGCCAUGUUUUGCUUACUCUGCCAAAGAAUUCUCCAUGGGAGGCACGCUAUUACAGCCUCUCAAAGUCACAAAGUUUUAUACGUUUCCCAAAACGACCCAUCGUCACUUGUAGGAGUAUCUGCAUCUGUCACUCUCAGAUGCAUUUCAAGCUCUUCAAAGAAGCAGCCAUUUACAGUUUCUUACCUUAAAAAGAAAUGUGGGUUGUCGUCGGAAUCUGCUUUAAAUGCCGCCAAAUAUGUUCAGUUUGCAACCUCGGAUAGGGCUGACACUGUCAUUGCCUUCUUUAAGAACCACGGUUUCUCAGAACCCCAAAUCAUCCGCCUCAUCAAGAGACGGCCGGUAGUGCUUUUAUAUGAUGUGGAGAAAACCCUUUCGCCCAAACUUGAGUUUUUGCGCUCUAAAGGUACUUCAAGCCCUGACCUUAUCAAAAUAUUGUCUGAUAACCCAGCAAUUUUUGGGUCAAGCUUAGAGAAACAAAUUGUCCCUUCUUUUAAUUGUCUUAGUAAUUUACUUAAGUCUGAUGAGAAGAUUAUUCAUGCUGUAAAACGCUAUCCACGCCUUUUAUGUUAUGAUCUUAAUGCUAUUUUAUUACCUAAUAUCGAUCUUCUGCUGGAUGAUGGAGUGCCUGAAUAUAGAAUUGUUACAACGCUACAGUCACUGCCUUCAACAUUAAUGAGAAGUCCAAUUCAGUUUAAGAAUAUGAUAGAGGAAACAAAGGAAAUGGGAUUCAUCCCUUCCAGGCCAAUGUUUAUGGUAGCACUCUCUGCAGUGAGUUCAAUGAGCAAAGCAACAUGGAAGAAGAAGUUUGAAGUUUUUAAGAAGUUUGGUUGGUCUGAGAAAGAGGCUUUGGAAGCUUUUCGAAGGUAUCCCAUGUUUAUUAAGGUGUCUGAGGAUAAAUUUAUGUUGACAAUGGAUUUCCUUGUGAAUAAAAUGGGUUUUCGAUCUUCGAUUUUCGCCAAACGUCCCCGUAUACUGAUGAUGAGCUUGGAUAAAAAGAUUGUCCCUAGGGGUCUGUUUGCUCUAGAUUUGUUGUCCAAAGGUAUUAUCAAGCGUGUUAACAUGCAGGAUUUGUUCGAGACUUCAGACAAUUUAUUUGUUGAGAAGUUUGUGAACCGCUUUAAAGCAGAAGACUCUGAGCUGUUAAAGCUAUAUAAAGAGAAGCUCAAUCUUUCCAAAAACUGGAAAAUUGGUUGAUACAAGCUGCAGCGUUUAUGGAUCGUUGACAUUAAGAGAUUCAGAUUUUCCUCAUGAUGCGAGGCAAAUUUCUCAGGUUAUAAUUAUUGUUUGGCCUGGUAUCUGUACUUCUGUAGUUGCACCCCCUCUUGCCAUGUGUUAGCAAGGAGCAUAUUUAAGGAUUGGUUUAAUAUCCUGCUAUUCAGGAACUGUACCAUAAUCCUCCAGCCCCAAGUUGUUAAAAAGCUCCAAGAAAAGGUUGUGUUGUUCUGGUUCUUUUGCUGUUCUACAGUUUUUUGUUUCUUUCCUUUUGGUUGUGCAGGGACUGUGGGAUAGUAGAUUGUAGAAUGGAAGCUAAAUAGGAAGGGUUGUGAAACCAAAAUUUCAUUGUUUUCUGUCAUUUGAACAUUGAACUUGUAGUUCUUGACUAUGCUAAUCUUUGUGUAGCCAA